Melopsittacus undulatus (budgerigar) is the source of this 4459-nucleotide messenger RNA. RefSeq names its product transcription termination factor 1 (gene TTF1). Lineage: Eukaryota; Metazoa; Chordata; Aves; Psittaciformes; Psittaculidae. The record is from RefSeq and is a predicted model, not a curated record. Gene Ontology annotation, cellular component: nucleolus. Gene Ontology annotation, biological process: termination of RNA polymerase I transcription. Bases 178 to 3141 code for a protein of 987 amino acids. Gene Ontology annotation, molecular function: chromatin binding. The transcript has 12 exons.
GGUGGGAUUACCGGUGGCCUGGAGGUGUCACGCUGUCGUUAUCUGGCGAGCGGAGGCCGGGAGGGAAGGCAAUUUUAAAGCAGAAUACAGCUGUGAUGCACAUUUGUUUGAUGAAGAAGGCAUCAUAUUUUCAUAGUCCCACUGCAAAAUUAGCUUCAUUAAAAAGUAAGAAAAAACAUGACAGGAAAAGCAAGUGCAGAUGAUUUUCAAGUUCAGGAUUUUCUGAAAAAGAAGAAGAAGAAAAAAAAGAGAAAAUACAAAGACUAUAGGGAACACGAAAAUGAUGAAAGCAAAAGCAUACAGGCUGCAGAGCUUUGCUCCGCUUCUCCACCUCUGCUUGAAGAUCAAACAGCACAGAAUGGUGAAGGCUUUAAAAAGAAGAAAAAAAAGAAGCAGGAGAAGCAGCAGUCUUUGUUAGGUAAUUCUUGUGUAGAACUGGAAAGUGACAUUGGUAAUGAAACUGGAGUGGAUGCUUCCCAAAAGAAAAAGAAGAAAAAGAAGUGGAAGCAUAAUGAUAAUACGGAUGAAGAAAGUAAUGCUGUAUCUUGUAUCGCAGUAAAUCGGAGUUGCUCUGAUAUUUGUCGUGAGAUUGAUGCUGAUUACGUUUAUUUAAAACUACCUGUGAAGAAAAAAAGAAAACAAAAGUUACCUGAAGAGGAUGAGGUGGGUGAGAUGCCUGAAUGCAUUUAUUUAGAACCACAUGUAAAGAAGAAGAAAAGAAAAGAGAAAUUACCUGAAGAGGGUGAGGUAUGUGAGAUGCCCAAAUCUGUUUAUUUGGAACCACCUGUAAAGAAGAAAAGAAAAGAGAAAUUACCUAAAGAGGAUGAGGUAGCUGAGCAGCCUGAAUGCAUUCGUUUAGAGCCACAUGUAAAGAAGAAGAAAGGAAAAGAGGAAUUACCUAAAGAGGAUGGGGUAGCUGAGCUGCCUGAAUGCAUUCGUUUAGAGCCACAUGUAAAGAAGAAGAAAGGAAAAGAGGAAUUACCUAAAGAGGAUGGGGUAGCUGAGCUGCCUGAAUGCAUUUGUUUGGAACCACAGGUAAAGAAGAAGAAAAGAAAAGAGAAAUUACCUAAAGAGGAUGGGGUAGAUGAGCUGCCUGAAUGCAUUCGCUUAGAACCACAGGUAAAGAAGAAGAAAAGAAAAGAGAAAUUACCUGAAGAGGAUGAGGUAGGUGAGCUGCCUGAAUGCAUUUAUUUAGAACCACCUUUAGAGAAGAAGAAAAGGAAAGAGAAAUUAUAUGAAGAGAAUGAGGUAGGUGAGCUGCCUGAAAGCAUUUGUGUAGAGCCACCUGUAAAGAAGAAGAAAAGAAAAGAGAAAUUGCCUGAAGAGGAUGCGGUAUGUGAAAUGCCUGAACCUGCUUAUUUAGAACCACCUGUAAAGAAGAAGAAAAGAAAACAAAAAUUACCUAAAGAGGAUGAAGUAGGUGAGCUGCCUGAAUGCAUUUAUUUAGAACCAUCUGUAAAGAAGGAAAGAGAAGAGGAUGAGGUACAUGAGCUGCCUACCUCAGAAACACAUGGCAAAAAUGGCAGUAAAAGGUCAAAAAGCAAGAAGAAAACAUGCAGCAGUACCCUAGAUAUACAAGAAGAAGCAGAUGUAACUGUUGACCAGUCACUGUUGUCACCUGCAGAGCAAAACAGGCAAGGGAAAGGCACAGAGCUGCCAUUAGCUACAGAAUCGGAUGGUGUGGCAUCGUCCCAGCAAUGGCAUGAAGAUGGUGACUGUGAUGCUUCUGCCAGGAGAGAAGAUUCUAUGGAUGUACCUGCUCAUUUGUCUAAGCUAACUAAAGCAGCUAAUCAGCCUCCUAAAAAUUCUCCAAUGCGCUCUAAGAAGAUAAAAAGUAGAGCUUUUAUCGCAGAGGAAAGCUCUUCAGAUUCUGAUGUAAUGACAACAGAACUAUUGGCAUCAAAUAGAAGGGAGGACCAGAAUAGUUCCCUUACUAGAACAGUAACCACAGAUGAUGGCAGUGUGGAUGAUGAUGAAGAGUACCUGAACUCUAACAUGUGUGCAAUCACGGAUUUGGAUACUGCAAAACAGGAACUGGAAGAGUUUAUUCCUCAUGUGAGGAAUAUAUCAGACAGUUCAGUCAUGAAGAUGGCUGGAAGAGACCUAAUGAGGUUUAAGGAGUUUAAAAAACAAGGUGUUGCUGUCAGGUUUGGCAGAUUUUCCCAGAAGGAGAAUAAUCAACUCCGGAAAAAUAUUGAAGAGUUCUUAGAAAUGACUGGGAUAGAUAGUGCUGAGAAAGUCCUGUUUACGUCAAGGUAUCCAGAAGAGAAACAAAACAUCAAUCGCUUAAAAGUAAAAUACCUGUUUUGUGAAAAACUUUCUGAGGGCAUACCGCGACCCUGGAGGCUGAUAUAUUAUCGAGCAAGGAAGAUCUUUGACCCAAAUAAUUAUAAAGGGAGGUACACUGAUGAAGAAAAAGAAAAAUUGAAGAAGUAUUAUGCUCUGCAUGGCAAUGAUUGGAAGAAGAUUUCUGAGAUGAUGUCCCGUUCUAACCUCUCAGUUGCUAUGAAAUACUCUGAAAUCAAAUCAGCUACUAAUUAUGGCCCUUGGUCAAAGGAAGAGAUCCAGAAGUUAAUGCGUGCAGUGGAGGAGGUGAUUAGGAAAAGAAUAAAAGUGAAAGAUGGAAAUUCAAAUAGAGAGAUCUUAAUUGACCGUGAGAAACUGUACCAGAAAUUACCAUGGUCUGAGAUUGAAACUAAAGUGGGAACUCGCUAUUGGAGACAAUGUAAACAGAAAUGGAUUACAAUUUUAACAAACAAGUUGAACAAAGGACAGCAGUUAUGUAGGGGGACCAAAGGAUUACAAGCCAAAAUCAAUCUUAUUAAAAGGUUAUAUGAACUGAACGUGGAGGAUCCUAAUGAAGUAAACUGGGAAGAACUUAGUGAUACUAUUGGAGAUGUCCCAAAAGCCUAUGUUCAAGCAAAAUUUUAUAAGCUAAAAGUCUCCUGUGUCCCUUUAUGGCGAAGAAAAACUUUUUCUGAAAUUAUUGAUUACCUUUAUAAAAAGAAACUUCCAGAACUUGAAGAAAAGCUUAAAAAGGAGAAGGGCGAAAACCUUAGUCCUGACAACUCAGAACCUGGGCAACGGAAGAAGGCUUUCCUACUCAGUGACAUUUUUGACACCAGUGAAGACAGCGAUUAAUUGACUGCCCUAAAGACAGUCCCUAGUGUGCACAUUGAACUGUAAAAUGGAUGUGGUUGAAAGUGGGCAGAGACUAACAACUGCAGGUACACAGGAUACCUAGUGAUGGAGAAAGUAAAGAUAAGUGUGUCUGAUUCUCUUGUUUCAUAUUGAAGGCAGGUAAAUACAGUUUAAGCAUUCAACUUUCUGAAUGUCUCAAAGCCAGUAUUUUUCCACUACUUUGUUUUCUGUGGAGUUGAAAGCUGCUCUUUAGCAUUUAUGCAUAAGCUCAGUUUUCAGAAUUUUAAUAUGUUUAAAGUAAUUUUUUAAAAUAUCAGUGACUUAAAAAAGGACUUUCAGUUUGCUUUUAAGUCUCUGUAAUAAACAAAUCUUGAUUAUCUGUUUUAAUGGAAACAGCACAACUUUGAGUUGUUUUGGGGUUGUUUUUUUAACAGGUAUAUUGUUCUUAAAAGCAACUGAUUUUUAUUUUUGAUAGAGACUGACACUAUUAUCAGCCUUGUAGAGAAAAUGGAUUUUUGCCCAUUGCUAUUCAGAAAUGAUCUCAUUUCAUGCAAAGCAGAACAAUGCAUUUCAAAUGUUUUUAAUACUUGGAAUACAGAGACAAAAUAGUGUGUGUAUAUAGAUAUUUAUACUUUUAUUGUGCCAAGGAGAGUUUCUACAUUUUGAUAAGAAAAUUGAGGGGUAAGAUGAGGUUGUAUUCAUGGCUUUGUAUGAUACAUCUGUCUGCCUAGAAUCGUUACGUGUACAUUGACUGACUGAAUGUAAAAAAACAGCCCAAAAGUCUUCCUGGUCCUGUAAAGUAUUUGUACAGUUUGUUUAUAUUUCCUGUAUGCUGUAUUAAAAAGUAAGGCAGGUGAACUUGGUCUCUGGCAUACUGCUUUUUGAUGCUCAUUUGAAUAAGUGAGAAUUUCCUUCUUUAAUAAUUAUCAUUGACUUGUAGCAAAGGAUGUUAAUUGAGAACUUCCCAUGUUACCUGUGUCUGCCUUUAGUCUCUCUGAAGAUACAAACUAGUGUGAUUCUUGUGAGACAGGCAGGACACCCCAGGAGAUCAGCCACUCGUUGAAGGGUAAGUUUUCCAGCCAGGAAAUGAAAUGGGGCUGGCAGGGUGGGAGGAAGGAAACAUAUACCAGCUGCCUUGAAUUUAGGUCUUUGCCUUGUGUCUGUUGCCUUGCAGGUUUGAAGGUUAAAAGCUGAAGAGCUGUAAGUUUGUAUUUUCAAGAUGCUUCUUUACUUGCAAGGUGGAAAUCCUCUGAAUCUUCUUGCGUGGUUACAGAGUUUGUAGAGUAGAUCUCAUGGAAAUAAACUUCUAGCUGCAUAA